AUGGCAGAGCUGGGUGGGCUGAUUGGCAGCGUAGUGGGGCCUGAGGAGCCUAGGGAGUACCUCACAUGCCCAGUGUGUGGUCGCUGCAUCACAGGCAAGAACUGUCGACAGAAUCUACGCCACCACCUCCUCAUUCACACUGGAGAGAAACCGUACACUUGCCCGCACUGCCCACACAGAGCCAAUUAUAAGCCCAAUCUCCUCAAACACAUUCGGUCUGUUCAUGGGUCUUCACAGGGGCAGGCUCUCUCCUCAGGGUCUUUCUCAGGCUUGUCCAGUGCUCCUGCUGCACCUACUUUCCUUCCCACGUCGAGUGGCUGUGAGGAGAACGUUGUGGUGUGCAGCGAGUGCGGCAAGGUGUUCUCUGGUCGUUCCAGGAAGACUAAUUUGAAACAGCACAUCCUGACUCAUACGGGCGAACGACCCUAUCUUUGCCCGCACUGCCCGCACAGGACUAACCACAAGCCAAAUCUUGUCAAGCACAUUCGAGUAGUGCAUAGAGCUCCUGCGGUCUCUUCCAUGCCAGCUGUCUUUACAACACCUGAUGCUUACUCCCAUUUGUAG
Molecule: messenger RNA, 564 nt
Organism: Penaeus indicus
Lineage: Eukaryota; Metazoa; Arthropoda; Malacostraca; Decapoda; Penaeidae
Product: zinc finger protein 775-like
Exons: 3
Coding region: 1-564 (187 amino acids)
Biological process (GO): regulation of gene expression
Cellular component (GO): nucleus
Source: RefSeq, a predicted model, not a curated record